Molecule: messenger RNA, 1760 nt
Organism: Camellia sinensis
Lineage: Eukaryota; Viridiplantae; Streptophyta; Magnoliopsida; Ericales; Theaceae
Source: RefSeq, a predicted model, not a curated record
UGCCAAGUCAAAACUUAGUGACUCAGACUAAGCUAAACUCAAGCAAGAUAAUCUUCAAAACCAUGGUUAUUGUAUGAAAGUGAACUCACAAUUGCAUGCUUCCAGGCUGUAGAGCAUUUUUGUUGUCACUUUCAGUGUACCUUUCUUCGUUGACAGCAAAUUGGUUUUCUUUAAUACCUCAAUUUAGAUCCCAUUCUGCAACAAGAAAUGUUUCAGUGAAGUCUGGCUUGGUCUACUCUUCAUUCCUCUCCCCUGUUUCUUCUCAGCAGCUUCUUUCGAUUUUUAUAAUACAAGCAAACAAGAAAAUUUUAAUCAACUUGUUCUCUUUUUCCUCUUUAGUAUUUCCUACCUUCAUCUUUGUUGAUAUCCUUCUUAUAUCUUAAAUAUUCAAUUCAGUAAAUCUCUGUAGCAAGACAAAGUUAUCCUUCUGUUUGUGAGAGGUAAGACGAUAGGCAUCAUGGGGAGGAAUCCAGAAGAACAGAUCGUAUUGCAUACGAGAUCUAAGGCCACGGGGGAAGGCGAUUUGAGGAAAUCCCUAUUUGCUUCUAUUCACAAAAAUGGCAGACCAAGCAGCUUGAUCAUCAAGAAAGCCCAUACGGUGAUUCCUGCUCACAUAGUAGCCGAGGCCAUAUCAACACUCCAUGGUCUUGAUCUGAGAUGGUCAGGCCCAAUCACACCAACAGAAAUGCAAUAUGUUGAACAAUAUGUGCUUGCAAAGUACCCAGAGUACUCCAAUGCCCUUGUUGAAGGAGGAGAAAAAACUGACCUGUAUAACCUUUGCAUCAAAGAAGAGCCUUCAGAGCCACCCACACCAGAUGUCAAGCGAAAGUCACCACGGGGAAGUUUUAGAGACUCAUCGACACCCUCAUUUGGAAGCAAUAUUUCUGAUCUAGACAAAGCCCAGUUGGAGCCAUCAAGAUUGCUUGAUAUCCUCACCAAAAAGUCAUCCUUUCCAGGGAGUUUCAUCUCCAUACCUGAAAUCCAAGCAAGGAACAAAGUUCUAAAGCACUGUGGAUUACAUGAUGAAGAAGAGUACCUUGUUCUCUUCACUCCAAACUACAAAGAUGCCAUGAUGUUGGUGGGUGAGAGCUACCCUUUCUUCAGAGGUAACUUCUACAUGACCAUUAUCGGGGAAGAAUCAGAUUACGUAAAGGAAUUUGCAAGUUAUAAGGAAUCAAAAGUGAUCUCGGCUCCAGAAACUUGGCUGGAUUUGAGGAUCAAGGGAUCACAACUGAGUCAGUAUUUUAGGAGGAAAUGUAAGCACAGCCCAAAGGGACUGUUUUCUUACCCAGCUGAUGUGAAUGGUACACGUUACUCAAUGCACUGGAUAUCAGAAGCUCACCGGAACUCGUGGCAUGUUCUGCUUGACGCAACGGCUCUGAUUGUGGGAGAGGAUCGGUUGAAGCUUGCGCUCCACAGGCCCGACUUUGUGCUGUGCAGUCCUGACAAUACACAUGCUCAUCCUACCAAGAUUACUUGCCUCCUGGUCCGGAGAAAAUCCUUUGAUACUGCAUAGGCAAUUGAGUAAGAGGUACUUGUAUGAUUAUAUAAUUAUCUGUACAGAGAAAUGCAAUUUCAUACCCAGAAAUUCUUACAAUUUUUUCCAAGAUCAUAUGCUGCAAAUUUAGAACUAAAUUCUGAAGAUACCAUUGAAUGUCAAGACUGGUGGAUUUCCAGACGCUACCUGGGUUCUGUAGUCUUCCCAAGUGUUUUUUGUUACCUCCUAGAACUCUUAUCUGCUGUUCACAUUUUCCAGUUGC